Messenger RNA from Drosophila obscura, 2160 nucleotides. RefSeq names its product gamma-tubulin complex component 4 homolog (gene Grip75). Gene Ontology annotation, biological process: mitotic cell cycle; meiotic cell cycle; microtubule nucleation. The record is from RefSeq and is a predicted model, not a curated record. Gene Ontology annotation, molecular function: microtubule minus-end binding; gamma-tubulin binding. Lineage: Eukaryota; Metazoa; Arthropoda; Insecta; Diptera; Drosophilidae. Bases 61 to 2046 code for a protein of 661 amino acids. The transcript has 8 exons. Gene Ontology annotation, cellular component: centrosome; equatorial microtubule organizing center; spindle pole.
UCUCUUCUCUGUCCCUCUCCAGAAAAUAAACAAACUGAUGGUAACUAAGAAAGCACUACAAUGAUACACGACUUAUUAUUAUCCUGCUUAACCCAAACUAAAAAAGGUUUGGGUAUACAGACUUUUAUGGAUAACAAUGCAAUUGACCACUUUAUCCAUCCUUGCGAAAGAGAACUAUUUCUAGAAAUUUUAAACAUUAUUAAAGUUCUUCACGAAGUCGUUCAGUUCACACUUUUAUUGAGAUUAAAUGAAGAUGAACGAUGUAAAAAAUUAAUAAUGAAUGAAAAUCAAAGCGUUAAAGACCUCCCACAUGGUUUUUACUUAAUCAAUUUUGCCAAAGGCAUCGACGCAGCGCUUGACGAAUAUUAUGAUGAAAUCAUACAGCUUGAAACAAUUUGCUCAAAGAAUAAGCCUAAUUCGCUUGCAUUUUUUCAUGAUGCUUUGCACGCUAAACUUCCAAUUUUACUUUUUUUGCGAAAACUUAUUUGCGAAAUACGACUGCAAAAACUACAUGGAUGCAUAAUGCUCCAUAGUCUGCAUCAACAUUCCGAGCAUGGAGAUUAUCAACUAGAAAGAAUUACCAAAAUAGUCAUAAAGCCAGUCAAAUUUGAGUUUUUCUCAAGUCUGGCUCACUGGCUAAUUUUUGGGGUAAUCGAUGAUGUCCAUUCAGAGUUUUUUAUUAAAUUCUCUUCACUCGAUGCUUCGUCCCUGAAUAGCUCUUUAUCCAAAUCAUCAGUUAAUAAUACCCGACUGAAUGCAAUUGGAAACUUUGAGGACUACAUAUGGCAAUAUGAAAUCAAUAUGUGUCAAAUGCCAGGAUUUUUGUCUACUAUCGUGGCUGAGAAAGUUCUAUUCGUAGGACAAACCGUUCUUGUUUUCAAAAUGGGACGUAGAUUUCAAAGAAACAAUAUGAACAACCACUGGGCAAAUAAACUUUCUGAUAGUUCGCGCGAUGAUAUUUACGAGCUGUGGAAUGGCAAAGAAUCUGUAUUCCUUGGAAUGGUAGAGGAUCUGAACAAUGAUGAACAAAUUGAUGUUUUUCAUAUCGAAAGCGUCAUAAACAACAUAAAGAAAUACGUUAGCAUGCGUUUGUCUGAGAUAGCCCUAAACGAGGUUGAUUUAGAACGCCAAAUGGGAUUAAUAAAGGACUUCUAUUUGUUAGGGCGCGGAGAGUUUUACUUAGAGUUUUUAUCUCAACUUACCCGCGCUUCAGAUGUCUAUUGUGAUUCCAGCUCAAAAAAUUACACGAGAUCAUUUGAGCUUGCUGCAACUGUCAUGGGCAUUACGGAUGAUUUGGAGAAUUUCUCACUAACUGUUCAAAAAACUAUCGAGGAGUCGGACGAAAACUGCGAAUUUCGAAUCUUGGAAAAUCUUCAUUUGAAAUAUAUAUAUGAAUGGCCAUUGAAUCUUUUGUUUUCGCCGAAGGCAAUCGAGCGAUAUAACCAGAUAUUUCGAUUUUUAUUGAUAAUAAGAAAACUUCAGUACGACCUGCAACAAGUUUGGACAAUACAGACAUUGGCAGCAAAAUCGAAGUCUGGACCCAUAAACAUGAGAAUGAUGAAUCUCCUCAAUCAACUCAUGUUCUUUUUAAAUAAUAUGCAGUAUUACAUUCAAGUGGAUGUUCUUGAAAGUCAGUUCAGUAUUCUGAUAAAUGCCAUUAGGAACAAAGUCGAUUUUGAAGAAAUACAAAGGAAACAUACAGUAUUUCUAGCGAAUGUCCUUUCCCAGUGUUUCCUGCUUUCUGGCUCAAAUGAUUCACUAAUGAAUUCUACACGAACAACAUACCAACCCCAAAACCCCAUUUAUGGCAAUAUUCUUGAACUUUUUUAUAUAUGUGAAAAAUGUAGCUGUAUCAGCGGGAAGCCAAACACAUCAGAGGGAUUUCUAAAGGAGCUCGAUAAUCUAGAGGAAAGGUUUGGCGUCCAAAUUGCGAGUCUUAUUCAAUUACUGCUGAACAUUAAAACAGCAUCUUGUUUGGGUCCGCUUUCUCAGCUUUUAUUGCGAUUGGAUUUUAAUCAUUGGUUUAGUUCCACCCAUAACAUUUAAUAAGCUAAACAUUGAAAUAUGUACUAUAUAUAAGAGUCUAAAGUUGUAAACGUUUUAUAUCUUCUAUACGAAAAUCGAUUCUGAAAAAAUAUAAAAAUUGUUUAUUUUAUAUGC